AUGGCCCGACACGUAGAUCCAAGUAGUGCAUACAAACCCCAAGUGUCGUUGUACGCGUUGAUGAUUUUUCUCUCCAGUGUCUUUCUUUCAACAACAAUGAGAGCGUUUUUCGUUGCUACACUUUUGUUCUGUUACGUGCAAGCUUUGCACUUCUACUUGAAAACAGGCGAGAUCAGAUGUUUCUACGAAGACUUGCAGGUCGACACGUUGGUUGUCGGUAAAAUCGACGCAUACGAUUUUGACGAACAAACCAACGAGUACUUCAAGAGCAACAAGUUGAAGGUCAGAAUUACCGUUGACGAGACAUUUGACAACGAUGACAGAGUUGUGGACCAGGCCUCCAAGCCCAGCGGCGACUUCACCUUCACGUCGUUCGCUUCGGGCGAGCACAAGUUCUGCUUGUCGCCCAUUUACACGGAAAAGAGCCCAGAGAACAAGCACAGAAUCUUCUUUGACAUUGCGUUUGGCUCUGCCGACGACUACGUCGACUCCAAGUCCUCGAAGAAGGUGGACAGUUUGACGUUGCAGGUGCAGAACUUGAACAAGAAAUUGCAGGACAUUCACAGCGAGCAGGAGAGCAUCAGAGAGCGCGAGGCUGCUUUCAGAAACCAGUCGGAAAGCACCAACUCGAGAGUGGUGUGGUGGAGUAUCAUCCAGUUGCUUGUGUUGGUGGGAACGUGCGCAUACCAGUUGCGUCACUUGAAGAGCUUUUUCGUCAAGCAGAAAAUUGUGUAA
Messenger RNA from Clavispora lusitaniae ATCC 42720, 735 nucleotides. It is a transcript of the gene ERP5, whose product is annotated as Erp5p. The record is from RefSeq and is a predicted model, not a curated record. Gene Ontology annotation, biological process: intracellular protein transport; endoplasmic reticulum to Golgi vesicle-mediated transport; Golgi organization. Gene Ontology annotation, cellular component: endoplasmic reticulum-Golgi intermediate compartment; COPII-coated ER to Golgi transport vesicle; Golgi apparatus. Lineage: Eukaryota; Fungi; Ascomycota; Pichiomycetes; Serinales; Metschnikowiaceae.